UUCCGUGAAAGCACCCGAAAGCCUGUUACCUUGCCCAGGUGAGCUCGAAAAAGCCCUGCACCCACGCUAGUGAGUUGCGGCCGAGAACUUCGGGCCGCGCGGGUAGGAAGAAAGGGAGUUCAGAAGGUCUUUGGACGCCGCGGCCUGGCUGGCUGCCUUCCUCAUGGCUUCGCCCAGACGUCCUGGCAGUGACUGCUCCCAGGUCAUCGACCACAGCCACGUUCCCGGGUUCGAGGUGGCCUCCUGGAUCAAAAUCACCCUCAUUCUGGUGUACCUGGCCAUCUUCGUGGUGGGCGUCCUGGGGAAUAGCGUCACCAUUCGGGUCACCCAGGUGCUGCAGAAGAAGGGCUACCUGCAGAAGGAGGUGACGGAUCACAUGGUGAGCCUGGCUUGCUCCGACAUCCUGGUCUUCCUCAUCGGCAUGCCCGUGGAGUUCUACAGCAUCAUCUGGAAUCCCCUGACCACGCCCAGCUACACCGUGCCCUGCAAGCUUCACACGUUCCUCUUCGAGGCCUGCAGCUACGCGACGCUGCUGCACGUCCUGACGCUCAGCUUCGAGCGCUACAUCGCCAUCUGCCACCCCUUCCGGUAUAAGGCCAUGUCGGGGCCCUGCCAGGUGAAGCUGCUCAUCGGCUUCGUCUGGGUCACCUCCGCCCUGGUGGCGUUGCCUUUGCUUUUUGCCAUGGGAGUCGAGUACCCCUUGGCGAACGUGCCCAGUCACCGCGGUCUCACGUGCAACCGCUCCCGUACCCGCCACCACGAGCAACCGGAGAUUUCCAACAUGUCCAUCUGUACCAACCUCUCCAGCCGCUGGACCGUGUUCCAGGCCAGCAUCUUCGGUGCCUUCGUCAUCUACCUCGUGGUCCUGGCCUCCGUGGCCUUCAUGUGCUGGAGCAUGAUGCAGGUGCUCACGAGGAGUAAGCAGGGCACGCUGGCCGCCCAGGGGCAGCAGCUGCAGGUGAGGAAGUCGGAGAGCGAGGAGAACAGGAGCGCCCGGAGGCAGACCAUCAUCUUCCUGAGGCUGAUCGUUGUGACGUUGGCUGUCUGCUGGAUGCCCAACCAGGUUCGGAGGAUCAUGGCUGCGGCCAGACCCAAGCACGACUGGACCAAGUCCUACUUCGAGGCGUACAUGAUCCUUCUUCCCUUCUCGGACACCUUCUUUUACCUGAGCUCAGUCGUCAACCCGCUGUUGUACAACGUGUCCUCGCAGCAGUUCCGCAGCGUGUUCGGGCAGGUGCUGCGCUGCCGGCUGACGCUGCCACAUGCCAACCAGGAGAAGUGCCUGCGCGCCCACGUGGCCUCCGCCGCAGAUGGUGCCCGCUCCGCGCGCCGCCCACUCAUCCUCCUGGCUUCCCGGGCUAAUUCCUCUGCAAGGAGAACUAACAAGGUUUUCCUAAGCACUUUCCAGAGCGAGGCCAAGCCCGAACCUAGGCCUCAGCAGUUGAGUCGCGAGUCACCAGAUCCCAACUCGGAGGUGAAACCUGCCAACCCUGCCACCGAAAAUGGCUUCCAGGAGCAUGAAGUGUGACUGUCUGUCAAGGAAGGAAGGGAAGCUGGAGC
Molecule: messenger RNA, 1560 nt
Organism: Aethalodelphis obliquidens (Pacific white-sided dolphin)
Lineage: Eukaryota; Metazoa; Chordata; Mammalia; Artiodactyla; Delphinidae
Gene: GPR39
Product: G protein-coupled receptor 39
Exons: 2
Coding region: 164-1528 (454 amino acids)
Biological process (GO): G protein-coupled receptor signaling pathway
Cellular component (GO): membrane
Molecular function (GO): G protein-coupled receptor activity
Source: RefSeq, a predicted model, not a curated record